Entrophospora sp. SA101 is the source of this 900-nucleotide messenger RNA. The record is from the annotation of a GenBank genome assembly. Lineage: Eukaryota; Fungi; Glomeromycota; Glomeromycetes; Entrophosporales; Entrophosporaceae.
AUGUCAAAAAGAGACCAUAAUCCUAACAAUUACCGAAAUUUUGACAGAAAUAGCCGUGGUAGCCGUGGUAGUCGUGGUAAUAAUAGGGGUGGCAGACAUAACUAUCAACAACGUUUUAGCGCGCCCAUUUCACCGCGAGAUGAUUCGUUCCUUUUACAAAAAGUUAUUCCAAUGUUAGACAUCAUUGUUCAGAGAAAUUCAAUAGCAGAUAAUCAUACGAGUCAAAAUAAAUUAUUGGAAGAUGACGCUAUCUCUUUUAUUCCAAUUUCAAUUGGCCAAUUCUUUUUGACUUUAGUAAGAUUUAUUAAUGAAUUAUUAACCCGUGUUAAAGAAGCAUCAAUAAAUGAGUCAAUGUAUAAAGUGAUAGAAAGAUUGGAAAAUCUCAAAACAUCAUGGAAAAAUUCUUUCAAUGAUAGAGUUACAAACGAACAAAAUGACCCAUUAAACUCAAAUGAAGAAGGACGUGAAUACUUCUUUGAGAUCCUAGAUCAAGAAUUCAAUAACAUAAAAAAACAUUUAAAAAUUCAAGGGGGGAAAACAAUAAGAUUUAUUAAUGAAUUAUUAACCCGUGUUAAAGAAGCAUCAAUAAAUGAGUCAAUGUAUAAAGUGAUAGAAAGAUUGGAAAAUCUCAAAACAUCAUGGAAAAAUUCUUUCAAUGAUAGAGUUACAAACGAACAAAAUGACCCAUUAAACUCAAAUGAAGAAGGACGUGAAUACUUCUUUGAGAUCCUAGAUCAAGAAUUCAAUAACAUAAAAAAACAUUUAAAAAUUCAAGGGGGGAAAACAAGUAACUUACAAAAAACUUCAUCAGAAUCAAAAUCUUCAUCACAAUUAUAUAAAGGAUGUGGAGAGUUUGCAGCUUUAAAAAGAGAUUAUGAUCCACCAGGUAUCUCUUCUUGA